UCGGAACAAGUUCGUUCAUCAAUUACAAAUCACUCAUUGGGUACCGUUCGAGUAGGUUACCGGGAACAGAUAACAGUUGACUUUGAUUAUAAUUAAUGCGUAAUAGGUCAAUCGAGAUAAUCUACAAUAAUUCCUAUUAAUAUUGAACCAUUUUUAUUUAAUUUCUUUGCAAAAAUGCCGUCUCUUAAAAACAUCGUAGCUUUGGUUACCGGGGGUGCAUCGGGCUUGGGGAAGGCGUGCGUUGAAAGGAUUUCCAGGGAAGGUGGCCGAGUUGUUUUGUGCGAUCUGCCAACUUCAAAAGGUGCUACAGUCGCAAAGGAGACAGGACCCAAUGUUGAAUUUGCCCCCGUGGAUGUUACUUCCGAGAAGGACGUGGAGGAUGCUGUUGCACUGGCUAAGUCUAAGUUCGGUCGGCUUGACUGCGCCGUCAGCUGUGCGGGAAUCGGUGUUGCCUUUAAAACAUACAAUUUCAAUAAAAGCCUACCACACAAACUUGAGGACUUUACUAAGGUGUUGAUGGUGAAUUCAGUGGGCACGUUCAAUGUUAUAAGACUGUCUGUGGGUCUGAUCGGUAAGAACGAGCCAGACGAGAACGGUUCGAGGGGUGUCAUUGUCAACACGGCCAGCGUUGCUGCAUAUGAUGGACAGAUCGGGCAGGCGGCAUACUCAGCCAGCAAAGGUGCUGUAGUCAGCAUGACCCUCCCUAUCGCUAGGGACUUGGCCUCUCAAGGUAUCAGGGUCUGCACAAUCGCGCCUGGCCUCUUUGAUACACCCCUUCUCUCAUCUUUGCCAGAAAAAGUACGUGUCUUCCUCGCCACUACAAUACCCCAUCCUCAGAGGCUAGGCCACCCUGACGAGUUUGCAAUGCUUGUCCAGUCGAUCGUUGAAAACCCACUUUUGAACGGUGAAGUCAUCCGCCUGGAUGGAGCUUUGAGGAUGCAACCUUAAAUUUUAACUGGAUAAUCUCAGAUAGUUUAUUAUGACAUGUAUAAUUGAUUAAUAAUUCUACAAUAGAUAUAUUUUUUAAACAAAAA
Molecule: messenger RNA, 1034 nt
Organism: Cimex lectularius (bed bug)
Lineage: Eukaryota; Metazoa; Arthropoda; Insecta; Hemiptera; Cimicidae
Gene: scu
Product: 3-hydroxyacyl-CoA dehydrogenase type-2
Exons: 2
Coding region: 175-948 (257 amino acids)
Biological process (GO): estrogen metabolic process; fatty acid metabolic process; androgen metabolic process
Cellular component (GO): mitochondrion
Molecular function (GO): estradiol 17-beta-dehydrogenase [NAD(P)+] activity
Source: RefSeq, a predicted model, not a curated record